Pneumocystis jirovecii RU7 is the source of this 666-nucleotide messenger RNA. RefSeq lists its product as uncharacterized. Lineage: Eukaryota; Fungi; Ascomycota; Pneumocystomycetes; Pneumocystales; Pneumocystaceae. The transcript is spliced from 2 exons. Bases 1 to 666 code for a protein of 221 amino acids. Gene Ontology annotation, cellular component: mitochondrial inner membrane. The record is from RefSeq and is a predicted model, not a curated record. Gene Ontology annotation, molecular function: S-adenosyl-L-methionine transmembrane transporter activity.
AUGAAUAACUUUCCAGAAAAAUCAUUCAGUCAAUCUUUGAAUAAUCGAUCAAAAGAUUAUUCUGAAAGCAGAUUUUUAAUAUUUUAUUCUACAAUAGCAGCAUGUUUAGGAGAGCUUGCUGCUUGCUUAGUGAGAUUUCCUACAGAGCUUGUUAAACAGCGUACUCAGGCUGGUCAACAUCGUUCUUCGUGGGAAGCAUUGUGUCAUAUUUUGCGUGGACAAUCUAGCGGAUUUUGCCGGAGCUAUGCAAGUAUAGUGAUCAGAGAUAUAUCAUUUUCAGCUUUCCAGUUUCCUUUAUGGGAAGUUCUAAAACAGAAAAUGAGAAACAUAUAUGAUUCAAACAAUGAAACAGUACUCUCAGAUGCAGCAUCAAAAAGCAAAUCAUGGCUUUCCAAUACAUAUGCUCAAUCAACAAUUAGCGGUUCGAUUGCAGGAGGAGUUUCAGCAGCGCUAACAACACCUUUGGAUGUUGUUAAAACACGAAUUAUGCUCAAUGAGACGAAACAUGGCUGGGUUCAAUGUAUAUGUCAAAUCAUCAAGAAAGAAGGCGUACACGCACUAUUUAAAGGAGUUACUUUCCGUGUUGCAUGGAUAAGUUUAGGCGGCGCACUUUUCCUCGGAACAUAUGACGGAGUACGCUAUUUGAUUCACAAUCUGUCAAACUAA